AUGACGACGAGAUACAGGGUUGAAUAUGCAUUGAAGACGCACCGCCGUGAUCAAUUGAUCGAAUGGAUCAAGGGUCUUUUAGCUGUGCCCUUUGUGCUCAAUUCGCAGCCAGCAGUCGAGCACGAUGACAAGAACGCCCAUAGUCUUGAUACUAUGGCACGCUCUGCCCGACAACGAUAUGCCGAGAUAUUCAGAGAUGUUGAGGACUUGAUACUGGACCAGAUCAAUCACCAGGAAACGUCAACCAGAUCAAAACUCAGCAUGCUUGUUCCCACUAUUUCAACUUUCUUCACUCCUCUCGCGCUCGAAGAUGCUUUCAGACAUCAGGAUUCCAUUCGCGCCAUUUCGUCACGCCGAUUCGUUGCCCCAUCCUUCAACGACAUCCGUCUGAUAUUGAACACCGCUCAAAUCUUGGCUAUUGUCCAACCCAAACCCUAUCGCACUCUCAAGACAAAGCUGCAACCUGGACUUGACCUGUUGACAUUCGAUGGUGAUGUGACACUCUACGAGGAUGGGGCGUCUUUGCACUCACCUGAAUCCGAUCCUGUCAUUACCAGACUUCUUUACUUCUUAUCUCGUGGAGUUCGGAUCGGAAUUGUGACAGCUGCUGGAUACACGCAGCCUGAACAUUACUUCAAUCGGUUAUCUGGCUUGCUGCUUGCCGUUAAAUCGUCACAGGAAUUGAAACGAGAGCAAAAGGAGAAUCUCAUCAUCAUGGGUGGCGAGUCGAACUUCCUCUUGGUGUUUGACGAGAGUGCAGAACACUGUCUACGCUACAUCCAUCGACGAGAAUGGAUCCUAGACGCAAUGAAAGGUUGGAAUGAGCCUGCGAUCCAAGCCUUACUCGAUGUUGCUGAAUCUGCAUUUCACUCCUGCAUCCGAACUCUUCAUCUCCAAGCAAAGGUCUUGAGGAAAGAGCGAGCAGUUGGUAUUUACGCAGCAGACCAAUCUCAGAAAUUGACCCGGGAACAAUUGGAGGAGACGGUUCUUGUCGUGCAGCAGGUACUGGAAGCCUCUUUCAAUGAACCGGGCCAUGGAAACAAAGCGGCACAUGCCGAUAUUCCUUUUACGGUUUUCAAUGGAGGCGCGGAUGUUUUUCUGGAUAUUGGAGACAAAUCACUGGGUGUGCAAGCGUGUCAGAAAUGGUUUGGAGGGAUUCCACCAUCAAACACGCUCCAUGUUGGCGAUCAAUUUCUAAGUGGUGGAGGCAAUGACUUCAAGGCCCGCAGUGCUUGUUGUUGCGCAUGGAUUGCAAGUCCGGUAGAAACUGUUGCUUUGUUGGAUGAAAUCAUUCAGCUUCAUAAAUCAUAG
This is a messenger RNA of Exophiala bonariae, 1311 nucleotides long. RefSeq lists its product as uncharacterized. Gene Ontology annotation, molecular function: magnesium ion binding. The coding region runs from base 1 to 1311 and encodes 436 amino acids. The transcript has 6 exons. Gene Ontology annotation, biological process: nucleotide metabolic process; nicotinamide riboside biosynthetic process; inosine salvage. The record is from RefSeq and is a predicted model, not a curated record. Lineage: Eukaryota; Fungi; Ascomycota; Eurotiomycetes; Chaetothyriales; Herpotrichiellaceae.